UGCAUGCAGCAUAACAAGUCUACAAUUUGGGGGAAAUAUACUGGCACACAGUGAUGAGGGUCAGCACACAAAUUUUGUUUGCAUGGUUGCUGUUCUGCAGGACCCAAAAAGGACCUGCUGCAGAUACAUCUGUUCCAUCAUCUUCAUCAUCACCACCAUCAUCAUUCUCAAACCUUGUGACAGCCAGGAUUGGACAAGCCAAAACCAGUCCUGUAGUCGAUACAUCUUCAUCACCAAAAAACUCCACCUCAACUUAUUCUUCUGCCACAUCCCCAUCUACCAAAGCGCAGCCCACUACUCUAGGGCCUGACCCAACAUCUGUGACCCAGACCACACCAGCCACCAUCACAACCACCACAGCUACCAGCAGCAUCAACAGUAGCUCUUUAAAUACAGAAAAUGUCUCUUUCAACCAGAAUUCCUCAGGUAUACUGUUGUGCUGUGCAGUAACAGCCGUAUUAUCUUUAUCACCAUCCUCAACAACAACCAGUGUUGUUGACAUCACAAAUCCAACUCCAUCUACAAAAGAAUCCACCAGCAACACAGCUUUCACCCCAACAACAGCCAGGAAUGAGGAAAGCAGCACUUAUCACCUGACAACUUCAUCAGAAGCCUUUUCUACCUCCUCUUCUUCCCCUUCAUCAUCCCCGUCUUCCACAUAUAUCCCAACUUCAGACCAGGAUUCUAGGACCACCGCCACCAGCAUAACCAGCCCCAGCAACAACACUAGCACUACACAAACCAGCACUGCAACUGCCACCCAGCCCAACAGCACCACCAGUUCCAACACCAGCACUACUAAUAGCACCAACACCAGUACCACCACCAGCGCGACUACUUACAAUAGUACCAGCACCAACGGCAGCACCACCAGUUCCAACACCAGCACUACUAAUAGCACCAACACCAGUACCACCACCAGCGCGACUACUUACAAUAGUACCAGCACCAACGGCAGCACCACCAGUUCCAACACCAGCACUACUAAUAGCACCAACACCAGUACCACCACCAGCGCGACUACUUACAAUAGUACCAGCACCAACGGCAGCACCACCAGUUCCAACACCAGCACUACUAAUAGCACCAACACCAGUACCACCACCAGCGCGACUACUUACAAUAGUACCAGCAGCAACGGCAGCACCACCAGUUCCAACACCAGCACUACUAAUAGCACCAACACCAACGGCAGCACCACCAGCACCACCACCAAUACCACCCAAACCACCACCCUGGUAGAAGAGGGACACAAGUCUGAGGCUCUGAGCUCAGGAAGUACUGCCGCCAUUGUUUUUAUGUUCAUCUUACCUGUCAUCCUAGUGUUAGGUGGGGUGUACUACUAUAAGUUCCGACGUACAUCCUACGGUCCUCUUCUGGACAACGAGCACAGCACUUUGGGAAACUUCACCAACCCAAUGUAUGACGCCUGAAUUGUAACUUUUCACCUUGUAAACCCAAAGUCCUCAGUCUGCAGAAGGAGCCAUUGUGAUGUAGCUUGAUUCAACUCAACUGCAAACUGCCAAACAAAUCUGAUUGUUUCUUUUGAUCUUUCUUCAAGUAGCCUCAUUUUUAUUGCUAGGUACAGUAAACAUGAAAGGAAAUAAAAUUACUCAGGUAGCAACAGCGCAUAAUCACAUUACCACCACAGAAAGGACAGGUUAAAUCACAGCGCAAAUAAGUGUGUUCAUCAGAGGUGUCGUGAAAGUACAGAAGGAGCAGAUUAUGUGAACUCAACCAGGUUGUUUUAGUAAAAAAGCUUAAACAUAAUCAAAACUCUACUUUGUUGUAAAUAAGAUGAUUAAAAACAGUAUUAAGGCGUGGCCGAAGACCUGACAAUCUGCGAGCUGCAAUGGAUAAAAAGUAUUACUACAGAGAACAGGGCUGUCAAAAUUUGUGAUUUAUAAAGUUAAAAAAUGCUUAAUUUUCUGCAAGAAUACACAUGAAGUGCAAAUAAUGUACAGUAGAUUUACAUCAUGACGCAAAAUGUUUCUUUUCUAAUCAUGGACUGUUCUCACAGGCACCUGCUGAGAUACUUUUUCAAUGCUUAAACUUGGACAUUAUGAGAUUUUCAGAAUUUCCUUUAAACCGGGAAGUAUAGACGGGUCAACAUUACCUAGGACAACCAAGAAAGGAGGCUAACGUACAGAAAAUGUUUCAUUCAUUAAUUUUCAACUGUGGAAAAGUGUGUUUUUCCAUCCAGAGACUUAGAUCACAUGCAUUCCGUUAAAAAGUUAAAAUGACUUGUUUUCAUAUUACAAACUGAACAGUUCCGAGGCAGAGGAAGACUGGAGCAAAAGGUUCAAGUCCUUUGCUGAGCCUGACCUUUGACCUCCCUGUGGAAGAACCAAAAAAAACUUUCCUUACUGCAGACAUUUGUAGGCAACCGGAGUUCAUAGGAAAACAAAUCAGAAAAUCUCACUUACAUUAAAUGUGGCCAUAAAAUGUGGGGUGGGGAAUUGCGUCUCUAUAGCACCUGAUCAACUUCAACUAUUAUUUUGUUUGUUUUUUAUCGAAUGUUAUUUAUGUGAUGCUUUUUUUCAUGUUCUAGUGUGAUUUUGCUCUGCUUAGCAGCUCAGGCUGCAUCUGUGAUUGUAAUUGGCACUCCUUAAGUGUUUGAUAUAGUAUUGUUUGCAUUCAGGUGAAGAAUAAAGUGACUCUUUUGAUGUUUUUGACACAAUUAUUUUGUGUUAUAUGAUUGUAUUAAAUUGUUUGUGGAAUAAAAGUGAAUAAGGAAUGAA
Molecule: messenger RNA, 2741 nt
Organism: Micropterus dolomieu (smallmouth bass)
Lineage: Eukaryota; Metazoa; Chordata; Actinopteri; Centrarchiformes; Centrarchidae
Gene: parm1
Product: prostate androgen-regulated mucin-like protein 1
Exons: 8
Coding region: 54-1433 (459 amino acids)
Cellular component (GO): early endosome; Golgi apparatus; late endosome
Source: RefSeq, a predicted model, not a curated record